Messenger RNA from Penicillium daleae, 666 nucleotides. RefSeq lists its product as uncharacterized. Bases 1 to 666 code for a protein of 221 amino acids. The transcript is spliced from 3 exons. Lineage: Eukaryota; Fungi; Ascomycota; Eurotiomycetes; Eurotiales; Aspergillaceae. The record is from RefSeq and is a predicted model, not a curated record.
AUGACCCGCAGUCCCCAGGGAGUCUCCGCCAACUCCAACCCUCGUUUGGGGCUCAGUGCCAAUUUUACCGGCACGACAUCUGACGAAAUGGAGCUUGGCAAGAUUCCCAUUGAUGGACUGACCAUUCCUGGAGGAAUCCUGGAUUUAGGGCCCGAGAUUGUGUUCAGCUGGGGUUAUGCAUUGGGUCCGAUUGUGGGCACUGCGGGCGUCUCGACGGGCGUGUCCAUCGGACUCGAAGACUCGGCAGAAUUGAAGAUUGACUUGACCUCUACGGAUGUGUUCGCAGGUGGCUGGACGCCCAAGGUUAUGAAGAAUCCGAUCAAUGUAGACGCUUCCAUCAGUGGUGGAAUCGAGCUCAAUGCUAAGGCUGCUAUUGAAUUGGCAUUGGAAGCGUUAGCAUCCGGCGCCGUUUGUCCAGAGCACCCGGAAAAGCACCAUUUCGGCGUCAAGGUUGCGCCGUCUGCCGGUGUUAAUCUGAAUGUCGAAGCCUCCGAAGAUGACGACGAAAGUGAGCCAUUCUUGAGCAAAGCCAUUGCUCUCCUAGUCUCUCACGAUGCCUCUCCUUUCCAUGUGUACCGGCUUCGGUUCGCCUCCAAACGCACCGGGCUCCCCGAGAAAGACUAUAACAAAGGCCACCUCCACCCCUCUGCCACGACCUUCUACUAA